Molecule: messenger RNA, 2112 nt
Organism: Theileria annulata
Lineage: Eukaryota; Apicomplexa; Aconoidasida; Piroplasmida; Theileriidae
Exons: 2
Coding region: 1-2112 (703 amino acids)
Cellular component (GO): trans-Golgi network membrane
Source: RefSeq, a predicted model, not a curated record
AUGAAUUAUAGUGAAUUCAUUGAUUCAUUAACGUCGUCUCACCGUAGUUUAUUAUCCAAAUUAACAACAGAUGGCCCAGAACAGCCACCAGGCUACCUAUAUAAUGAAUUAGUUGAAUUUAUAAGAAAAGAUUUGUCAAAGCUAAACGAAAUUGAAGAAUAUCUAAUCAACAAGAUAACCCGAAGAGAACCAUAUAUUAAAGUAAAGUGCCUAAAAUUAUUAAAGUUUUUGUGUAUUAAAUUUCCCAAAGAUUUUAUAAGGCCUAAAAUAACUCAGUCACCGCAGAUUCUUGAGUGCAAAAACUAUAGAGCCCCGUACGCCGAUUUCAAAUCCGAACAACUAACAAAAACAGUUAGAUCAGAGUUUGAAGAACUCAUCAAAGUCGUUUGUUCCUACGAUUCUUCAUCAAAUAACAGUUUUGGAACACCUGAAGAUAAAAUGGUUGGAUUCGGUAAUAAGGAUUACGGCCAAUAUAGCCAACCAACUAGCUAUAAUUCCGGAAAUUUCGGAUAUGCACCAAAUCCUUCAGGACAAUAUAACCCUCAGUCUUUCAGAGGUAUGGGUGGAUACGGAAACACCUCAAUGAUGGGAUUUGGGAACCCAAACAUGCCUAAAACACAACCGAAUCAGAGUUCCUCAUUCUCAUUCCCAAGUAGCCUUGCUCCAACAGUUUCAGACCUUAAAAACGCCGGAAACAACGCUCUGAAGAUGAUCAGCAAUGCAGCAAACAAGUACUUACCACCGGACUUAGUGGAGAAGUUCGAGAAGGUGGGAAAUGUAAUCACAUCUACGGCAACUGAGCAGUUUGAAAAAUACCUUGGAAACAGAACUCCAUUAGGAAGAAGUAACUCAGCAAGCUUAAAUAACUCAAUGUACAAUAGUAGAACCCAGUCAAAUAAUUCCAGCGGAUAUGGUGGUGGAAUUGGCUACAACUCCAAUCUGUCCAACUCCGGCCCAAGUUCUGGAUAUAACCCUGGAGGAUAUUACCCUCCAUCAUAUAAUACUCGACAGCCCAGUAUCUCUCCCUCUGCCGGUCAACCUUUUGCUUCAUUUCAAAGUCAGCCAAGCUUUAGCACAGUUUUACAUUCUGCGCCAAGUGCUACUUUCUCAAAUUCAGCCUCUUUAUCAUCCGUUAACCCCCCAACCGUCCCAUCACUUGAUUUGUUCGGGAAUCAGCAAGCUACUUCCUUUUCUAACCCUGUUUCACCAGCAUCUAAAGAUAGGUUUACCCUUCCAGGAGAAGUGGAGUCAUCGUUUGUGAAGGAAAUGCUAACUUUUACUGGAAUAAAGGUAUCACCGUCACCUAGGCUGAUAGAGGAGUACAUGGAAAGGCUGAACCAUAUGGACAAAGGUUUAGUAGUUGAUGAACUCCUAAAGCACCUGAAUGUUAGGUCCUCAAAGUGGCAGUACCACUUUAGGAUUUUAUGCAUUUUGGAAUCACUGGUUCUUAAGGGUAACUUGGAUGAAAAGACCCUGACUCAGCUCAGAACAACCGCAGUGCCCAUUUUCGAGAAGUGUAAAGCUGAAACUCAACUUUCAAAUAAAGCAACCAAGCUAAUCAAUCUGUUGAACACAAACAGGAAUGUUGAAAGCAAAGGUCACAGUGGAGUUAACACUGACAACUUAAUUGAAACUGACUCAUUUGAUAAAGAUGUCUGUGCUUCAGACAUUUCAGACGUGUUUAAGAAUGAUGCAAUGGGCUUGUUUACCAAUAAAACAGAACCACUCUCAAAUGUUAAUCCCACCAGUUUGGGUUCUAAAAAGAAUACUUUAGACCCACUUGACUCCAAAGUGAACGAAUUCGACUUAUUAUUCAACUCAGAUACCAAGUCCAGCUCUAAAUUAUCUGAUUCCGCCGAUCGUAGUGUAAAUGUUCCAAACUCAAACUUGUCCAAGCAGGAAUUCAAAGAUGAUUUCUUAGGCCUUGACCUUUCCUUAGAAAAGCCAACACCAAACUUAAAACCUGAAAACUUAAGUGGAAAUCCCAUCAUCAGCAACAUUGACAAUAAUCUCGACCUCUUUGACAACGUCGAUCUGUCGAACAUCCUGGACAAAAAAACAGAAACCUUCGAGUUUCUUCAAAACAAGAAAGAUAAUUUCGACUUAAUAUAG